CAUCAUGUGACUUUGCACGAGCGACGCCAUAUUGCCGAGCUAUCAAUUGGCAGACGACGGGACAGGUGGUUGGCAAACAAAUCUCACGAUCACAAGUUAGGCAAUAUGAGUCUGAACGGCAUGGAUACCCACUGCAAACCCCGCCUGUGUCACCUAAUAAAAUGGCCCGAUUUUAAUGGAUACGGCUUCAAUCUCCAUGCCGAGAAGGGUAAAGCCGGCCAAUAUAUCGGCAAAGUUGACGAUGGAUCGCCAGCCCAGGCUGCAGGUUUGAAAGACGGGGACAGGAUCGUGGAGGUGAAUGGCGUAAAUAUCGGCAAUGAAAAUCACCAGCAGGUGGUUAGCCGUGUAAAGGCUGGAGGAGAGGAGACCCGCAUGCUAGUGGUGGAUAACGAAACAGAUCAGCAUUAUAAAGAUGAGAGAAAAGUCGUUCGGGGUGACCUCCCCGAAGUCGUCGUCAUCCACUGCCCGCCCCACGAUACAGAACCCGAGCAAGCCCCUCCAUCCUACACCGAGGUUCGUGAUGAAGAACCUGUUACAGAAGUCGUUACAAACACAGAGACGUCCUUCACCACGAGUACAAGCGGCAGCAGCAGUGAGUUCAUAUCCCGCCUCUGCCAUAUCAAGAAACGAGCCGAUUUCAAUGGAUACGGUUUCAAUCUUCAUGCGGAAAGAGACAAACCAGGACAGUUUAUCGGUAAGAUUGACGAAGAUUCGCCAGCCGAAAGAGCAGAUCUUCGUGAAGGCGAUAGGAUAGUGGCUGUGAAUGGAACAAACAUUGAAAGCGAAACUCACCAGCGAGUGAUUGAGCUGGUGAAGAGCGGAGGUGACGAGACGACACUGCUGGUGGUGGACAAGGCAUCGGAUGAGUACUUCAAGAGCAGCGGAAUUACUGUCAGCCAGGAUAUGUCUGAAGUGAGAAGGGUCUCCAGCGUGCCAGGAGGGGCUGUUUCUGUUCCAGUGGAACCGCCUGUUUUCUCCAUCCCUCCUCCUCCCAUCGAGGACCCUUCGGAUGAUGAAGAAUUUAACGUUGAUGAUUUCAAUGAGGCAGUACAGGAACAGGUUGAGGCGACUCAGGCAGCUGAGGUGGAAGCCGAGCUCCCGCCACCUGAGGAUAUUCCUUCCCCUCCUGAGGAUUUGGUCACAGCUGAUAUUGCUGAAAAUGACCAGGUUGAAGUUGAGCAGCAACUUUCAGCUGAAGUUGCUGAGACCGUUGAAGCCGUUGCUGAUACUGAAACCUCGGCAGCAGCAAUCGAAGAAGUUGAACAAACUUCAGAAGAAUUUGCUGACACUCCAGCUGAGGUCAUGGAGUCUUUGCAAGGCAUUGAAUCUGAAUUAGAGAAUGAAGUUGAGGUUGCACAGUCUGCCGAGGUGGAAGUUGAGGCAGCAAACGACGUACAUGCUGAAGUGACCGAGGAAUUGACAGAAAACAAUGUUACGGAAAUAACUGAAAAUGUAUCAUCUCAAGUUGAGGAAAACGUUGUGGAACAAGUUGAAGAAAAUGCUGACGUUGCCGUGGAAACAGCUGAAGAUGCUGCUACAAGUUCUGUGAAUGGACAGUCAGUUACAUCAACAGUUGAAACUGUAACAACAUACAGUGCGCCAGAGCCCGAGCCGGAACCGGAACCAACCCCAGCCCCAGCUCCUGUCAGUCAGCCUGAGCCAACACCAGAGCCCACACCAGAACCCCCAAAACAAGCAAACGGAACUGGCGAUAUCUUUGGCCUCAGUGCCAAGGAGAUGAAAGAGAGGCUGAAGUCCCGAAGAAAGGUUGACCCACGUACCCAAGGUGUAGGUUUCGGGGAGAAGUACAAAGUGUUUGAGCGUCUGUGAACGUCUUCUCAUCCUUAAAUUGUCCAAUCAGAACCAGCAUAACCAGUUGGAGGAGCUGCUUCAGUGCGGAGCUGCUAGCAGCUAGCGACAUGAGACUUUUCUAAUAAUGGAAACAUGAUACAGAUUUUUGCUCGAAUUUUCUUUUUGAAUUUGUUGCGAAUUUGUGGAUAUGGUUUGUGAAAAUGCCUAUUCACUCUUGGGUCACCUUCCAGACAGAUUCAUAAUGGACCAAGUUUAUUUGACUUUACACCUACACCUAUAUAUAUCUAUAUAUAUCUAUACAUAUAUUCGUUACAUAUUACAUUAUGUAGAAAGCUUUGUUGAUAUCCUCAAAGCAAGUAAGAGAACUCGUGUUUUAUUAUUGUUGACGAUUGAGAGACCAGGAUGAUUUUAUACACUUAUGCAUUCCAUGUUCAUUGCCUAGUGUACAGAGACUUUGAAGACUAGGGGUAGUAGUAUAUCUGAAGCUUAAGAGGAACUAGAAUGAUUUGAAUAAUUCUGCUAACUCAAGUCCACAGUGUGAUAAUGUACAGAGUUUUACAGGUGUAGACUGUCGCUCUGUCCACUCUGGCGACACAGACAUGUCCUUCGGACUGCUCACUUGUGUAAUUAUUCCAGGAACAAUUGUAUACACAUAUAUUUUGUUAAGAAUAAAUUCAUUUCAAAAACA
Molecule: messenger RNA, 2500 nt
Organism: Haliotis rubra (blacklip abalone)
Lineage: Eukaryota; Metazoa; Mollusca; Gastropoda; Lepetellida; Haliotidae
Product: Na(+)/H(+) exchange regulatory cofactor NHE-RF1-like
Exons: 8
Coding region: 106-1830 (574 amino acids)
Biological process (GO): protein localization to plasma membrane
Cellular component (GO): apical plasma membrane
Molecular function (GO): protein-membrane adaptor activity; protein binding
Source: RefSeq, a predicted model, not a curated record